Messenger RNA from Thalassophryne amazonica, 2408 nucleotides. RefSeq lists its product as uncharacterized. Lineage: Eukaryota; Metazoa; Chordata; Actinopteri; Batrachoidiformes; Batrachoididae. The record is from RefSeq and is a predicted model, not a curated record. The transcript has 3 exons. The coding region runs from base 193 to 2010 and encodes 605 amino acids.
UUCCUCCUGCAUCCAAAGACAUGCAAGUUAGAUGGACAUGUUAAACUUGAACCUGUCUGUAGUUGUGAAUGUGUUUGUAUGUGCCCUGUGACAGGUCCAGGGUGAACCCCACCUCACGCCCUGUGACUGCUGGGAUAGGCUCCAGCCCCCCGUGACCCUUAUUUGGACUAAGCAGUUGAAGAGAGAAGGAGCAUGGAUGAUCUGGAUGCAUUAGAAGUCUACAUCCCGAUGGAGGCGGAGGUGAAGAGCAUUCCAGUGUCGAGCUUACCGAAGACAAUGUUGACAAAGGAAAGGUUUCCCCUCAAUGGCUCCGAGGUGCCGCUCACAGACUCCCCGAACGCUGUGUGGAUUAGUCCGGCAGUCAUCCGGAUGAAAGGCCAGUUAGCAGCCACAAGAGAGUCCAUCGUCUCACUGCUGAGUGAAAGGCUUAAGACAGCACAGGGACCGUACAAUAUGGCUUUUGUCUCCUCCAACCAUACGGCUUACAGGGUGCUGAAGGACACCUUGCCUGGGAGUAAGGUUUCCUCCACCACCUCUCACACCCCCCUGUUGCCUCUGGGAAACAAGGCCCAAACUCGUCAAAACGUACUCGUUAUCCAUUGUGGUCAGAUUUACCUCAACAUCAAACGGCCUGCUUGUGGGUGUAAAGGAGGACGGAACAGGAUGCCCAACCCACCUAUGCCUGGAACCCACAAAAUGGACUUACUAAGCCAUGACCAGGGGAAGAGGAUGCAUACGACACAUGAUGUCCAACAUAAUGAAAGUCAGGACCAUUAUGAACCUCCAUCCAAAGUGGCCCAUCCUUCCAUCCCGCUACCUGCUGGUGUGUUUACAGUGGACAACCUGUGUCAGGAUGAGCACAGCCAGCCUGCAAACAGACAAGCAGCCAGAGAAAGUCUUUUGUUUCAUCCUCAAAGGGACAAGGGAGAAGUAGCCACUGCACUCGGCUGUCCCUGUGCGAGUCCGUGUGGCGAUCUCUGUGAGAGUCCAGAGGUGUCCAGACCAGUUGGUGGUCUCAGUGCAACUCCAGAGGUGACCAGACCAGUUGGUGGUCUCAGUGCGAUUUCAAAGGUGUCCAGACCUGUUGGCGGUCUCGGUGCGACUCCACAGCUGUCCAGACCAGUUAGCGGUCUCAGUGUGACUCCACAGGUAUCCAGACCAGUUGGCGGUCUCAGUCUGACUUCAGAGAUGUCCAGACCAGUUGGCGGUCUCAGUGCAACUCCAAAGGUGUCCAGACCAGUUGGCGGUCUCAGUGCGACUUCAGAGAUGUCCAGACCAGUUGGCAGACUCAGUGCGACUUCAGAGAUGUCCAGACCAGUUGGCAGACUCAGUGCGACUUCAGAGAUGUCCAGACCAGUUGGCGGUCUCGGUGUGACUCCACAGGUGUCCAGACCAGUUGGCGGUCUCAGUCUGACUUCAGAGAUGUCCAGACCAGUUGGCGGUCUCAGUGCGACUCCAAAGGUGUCCAGACCAGUUGGCGGUCUCAGUGCGACUUCAGAGAUGUCCAGACCAGUUGGCAGACUCAGUGCGACUUCAGAGAUGUCCAGACCAGUUGGCGGUCUCGGUGUGACUCCACAGGUGUCCAGACGAGUUGGCGGUCUCGGUGCGCCUUCAGAGCUGUCCAGACCAGUUGGCGGUCUCUGUGCAACUUCAGGGCUGUCCAGACCAGUUGGCGGUCUCGGUACAACUUCAGGGCUGUCCAGACCAGUUGGCGGUCUUGGUGCAACUUUAGGGCUGUCCAGACCAGUUGGCGGUCUUGGUGCAACUUCAGAGGUGUCUGCUGCAGACAGUGAUCCCUUUGUGAGUCCAGAGCAGAGCUAUGAAGCAUCUCAGAGUGCUGACAGUGCCACUGGCAGCCACAGCUGGACCCGGAAAGAUUCUUUUUCUACCACAGUUCCGGGUCAUGAGGUUGACUUUAAUGAGAUGGCUCAAGAUGAAAAGAUCGCAAGAAUGAAGGCCAAACUUCGAGAAAGUGAAGCUGCUCUCAGCAGACUGCAGUUGCCAUGCUGAAGCUCCAGAGUACACCGCGUUACAUUUAUAUCUUUUUUUUUUGUUUGGUUUUUUGCUAAUUGAUGUCAGUCUGUCCAUGUUGAUCAUAGACUGCACCUGUCCUAAACAAUGCUUGAUUGAUGUCACCUGUAGGUUUUCUAUAGAGACCCGGAACAGCUGAUAUGAAGACGUAUCUAGCUGUUGGCAGCCCCUCCUGCAUUGAUUCAUGAUGAACUCCUUUAAUGCAUAAAGGGGCGGAGCGUGGAGGGCUCAGUGUGUGAUGAAAGAACCCUGAACACGCCCUCGCUGUGAGUCCAAACCAGCUAAGGUAACAGGCUAGCCUUGGUUCGGCUGUUUAUUAAAUCCAAGCAGUAAACUUCAAUGCCAUCAUUUUCAACCUUCUGCGAAGUAAACAAAUA